This is a messenger RNA of Trematomus bernacchii (emerald rockcod), 2048 nucleotides long. RefSeq names its product zinc finger containing ubiquitin peptidase 1 (gene zup1). NCBI's taxonomy places the organism in Eukaryota, Metazoa, Chordata, Actinopteri, Perciformes, Nototheniidae. The transcript is spliced from 12 exons. The coding region runs from base 124 to 1941 and encodes 605 amino acids. The record is from RefSeq and is a predicted model, not a curated record.
AACCGCCAAUACACUUCAAAGAAGGACGUUAAAAGAUGGCGCCUUGAGCUGCUUUUGAAACAGAAGAGAGGAGAGCUAUUUCUAACUCUGAAUAUUGAGCUCACUGCAGCGACCUCCGCAGCCAUGCUGACCUGUGCCUUCUGUGGGGAAGAGAUGAUGUUAGAGGAGGACAUGAAGACACAUCUCCUUCUCAGCCACAUGGAGAAUGCCUCUCGCUGCCCGCUCUGCUCCCUGUCAGGAGUGUCCUACGACGAGCUGAGGUUCCACAUCAGCUCUGCACAUCCAGAGACGCAGCUCGGAGCGCAGGACCCCCCUCACAUCACACCCCCUGCAGGCCGCUCUGCUGCAGCUAACACUCAGAGCCACAAAACCCCUCCCUCCUGCUGGGCUCAGGACAGCUGUGAUACAGAUGCUGAGGCAACACACUGUAGUGACACUAUAGACUGCCAUAAACAAGACAUUACAUCCAAGAGUCGGGCUUCAUCAACUGGGGAGACCGCAACAAUUCAGAGCCCUAGAAGAAGGCAAAAGGCUGUGGCGCUCUCUAAUAAGGACAAUAAGGGAUUUAAAUCUGAGCACAGCAAAGCCAAACAGAAGCGGCUGUCUUCAAAGAGAGAGGAGGAGCUGUUCUCGUGCCCCAUGUGUCCUCAGGUGUGCAACAGCUGUGAGAUGCUGCAGGAGCAUGUAGAGCUCCACCUGCAGGAGCAGCACUCAGCUGGAGGGUCAGCACAGGAGGCGUGUUCACCAGCCAUGACGUCACCAUCAGCCCUCCGUCUCUCAGGAGAGAAGAGAUUUGAGUGCCCUCUGUGCUCUGUGGUCUGCAUGGACAGCUCCUCACUGCAGGAACAUGUGGAGCUACAUUUAGAGCAUGGCGCUGCUGUGAACUCAGCAGCCGCUGCUCACAGCCCUGGCUCGGACCUGAGGCUGGCCCGGGAGCUGCAGCGGGAGGACGAGGCCCGGCAGGAGAGAGAGGACUUCAAGAAGCUGCAGAAGCAGUUUGGUCUGGACGGAGGAGGGGGCUACAGCCGACAGAUGGAGAGGAGCAUGGAGAAGGCUGUGGCCAGGGGGCUUCUGGCCCCCGCAGAGUUCCACUGCAAGAGAGCUGAGAUGAUGGAGUCUCUGGCCUCAGGGCUGGAUGAUGGCAGGACCAGAACUCAGGGUGUGCUCAGAGCGUUAUCUGAAUAUUACCAGACUGAAGCCAGAGACUGUGUCCAUGUGUGGCUGAGUGCUGACACGGACCACUUCUGCUCCUCAGCGGGGGACACGGGCUGGGGCUGCGGCUACAGGAACAUCCAGAUGCUCCUCUCCUCUCUGCACACCAUCGAUGCAUAUGCUCCCCUCCUGCAAGAGAAGGCGGUGCCUAGUAUCCCUCGAGUGCAGAGUAUGAUCGAGGAGGCUUGGAAAGAAGGGCUGGAUCCGCACGGCGCGUCCCACUUCAACCAGCGGCUGCAGGGAACACGAGCCUGGAUCGGAGCCACGGAGAUCUACGCCCUCCUCACCUCUCUAGGAGUCAGUGCUCGCAUCAUCGACUUCCACCGGCCCACAGGCCCUGAUAACAGCCACCCCCGGCUGUUUGACUGGGUGAAGCAGUAUUUCCAGUCCAGCAGGAGCGGCAGACUGCCCCCCCGACUCAUCCAAACCUCCAUGCCCCCGCUCUACCUGCAGCACCAAGGCCACAGCCGCUCCAUCGUGGGUCUGGAGCAGAGGAGGAACGGCAGCCUGAGCCUGCUGCUCCUGGACCCCGCCUCCCCAGCAUCAGACACCAGGAGGCUACUGAGCAGAGACACCCUGCCCACAGCCCUGAAACAACUCCGGAAGCCCCCCCGCAGCCUGAAGCACACACAGUACCAGCUGGUGGCAGUGCAGGGGGGGCUGUCUGCAGAGGAGAAACAGAGGCGCAUCGUGAGCUCCAGAACAUUAUGUGCAGAAAGGAUCCCAUGACAGGAAGACACUUUAUCUCUUGUUUUUGUUUUUACUGUGAAUAAACAUGUGAUUUCUCACUUCAGGAACUAUUUAUUGUGGUUGUUUUUCUAAUAAACCUUGUUUUG